UUUUUUUUUUUGCUAUUCAUUGAAUUCCACGGCGAGAUGGACACAAUGUCGAGAAAGAAGAGCAUGCGGCGCACCUAUGACAGUAGCACCGCGCGCCAUGCUGGAUGCAAAGCCAGCGGCAGACGCACAGCAGGCGGAGGUGCCGAAUGUAGUGCUGAGCGAAUUGGUCGCGUCGAAUUUCAAGCCCGAAGACUACUUGAAGCGCACGCUCAAGGCAGUGCCCGAGAAGAGCAUCCGGCAGUUCCGCAAGGCGCUGGAGGACUCGCGCAAGCUGACGGCGCGAAACCUGCAAAAGAACGUGUACCGGAACUACGAGAGCUUUGUGUUUAUCUCCAAGGAGAUCUCAGGAAUGGAGCGCGACAUGCAGCUGCUGCGCGAGCUGCUGUAUAAUAUCAGCCAGGUGGGUGACGAUUUGAUUGAGGAGGAGACAGAGGAAAACCUGGGGCGGCGGCGUACGCUGCGCAUGAGCAUGGCGAACCAGCAGGAUAUGUUCAAGGAGCAGCUGGCCAAGGGCAUUGGCGAGCUCAGCCCGUCGACGCUGGCCGCGCGGCAGAAAAUCGACGUGGUUGUGCUCAACGACAUUCUGCUGCUGGCAGUGCGGCGCAAGCGCGGCAACUACUCGCAGGCAAUUCCGGUGGCCGACCGGGCAUUCAACAUGGCCGAUGUAUCGGUCGAGGACCUGGGCGACUCGCCGCGCAUGGCCAAUCUGGUCAAGCUGGUGAACCGCGCCGAGACACUGAUCUUUGCCUUUGCGCAUAUUGAGUCCAAGAAGGAGUUUGUCAUGCUGAUUGACCACGCCAAAUCCACGCUGUUCUCGCUGGACGCCAUGCCGAUGCCGCCGUCAAAUCAGGGGCGUCCGGGCAGCUGGGCAGCAUUGCCGAGGACGAGGCAGGACAGUGGGAGCGCCGGCGCCAGGGCUCGGUUCGAUGAGAUGCUGGAUGCGCUGGACAUCCAUAUUGCUCGGCGCGAGUUCGACGAGUCGACAGCGCUGGUGCUGAAGCUGAAGCAGCGGCUGGAGGCGGCGGGCAAGGGACCGGAGGCUGUGCGCGAGGCCGUAGAGGCGCAUGUUGCGGAGCUGGCGCGGCUGAUAUUGGCAGAUCUGCUGAUUCCAUGCUCGCCGCGCAAGCAGGUGGCAGGCAACGUCUCCCUGCUGCACCGGCUGGGGUGGGACAAGGAGGCCAAGGAGGCAUUCCUGGCGUCGCGCAGCGCGACCAUCAAGAACCGCACGCGGCAGCUGAAGCUCGAGGGCAACACGCGGCUGUAUAUCCGCGAGCUGGCAGUGGUGUAUUUCCGCCUGAUCCGCAACACCUGCGAGUGGUAUUCAGAAUUCUUCCAGGACCCGACCAUGAUCUCGGCGCUGAUCGCCUGGGUGCGCCAGGAGAUGGCCGGGUAUGCGGCGAUUUUCCGCCGCCACGUGUUCCACGAGACGCAAAAGUUCCAGACCAUCGCGUCGUGCCUCAAACAUACGCUGGUGGAGGUCGAGAUUCUGGGCCACGCCGGGCUGGAUCUGAAGUUCAUGCUGGACCAGGAGUUCUUCCCGGACCUGACCGGCUGCAUCCGCAGUUACGAGACCCGGUGCAUCGCAAUGUUGGGAAAGGCCGUCGCCGAGGACUCGCUGGCCAUUGCCAGCAAGAUCACGGCCGGUACGGAGGAGCUGGCAAAGGUGUUUGGCAAGCAGAUCCCAAUCAUUGCCGCUGUUAGCAAGCUUGACGAGGUGCUGACGGACUUUGGCAACGAGCUACGGUACAUUGUGCGCGACUCGCUGUACGGCCAGUCAGUAGCCAGCGUCACCGCCAUAAUCGAAGGCGUGCUCAAGCACCUCCUGACGGCACUGCGUCGCGGCACCAUCACAUAUGCACAAGAGUUCGCAUUGCUGGUCAGCACACAAGCCAUUGUGAGCUGGGUGAUCCCACGCAUCGGCUACGCAGCUCGACCGGGUGUUUGGGCGCACCGUCACCGACAUCCACAACCUGGAGCAGCGGCUCGAGGCCUUCCCGCUGUCCCUACAGGACGUGUUCUGCCAGAAGCAGUCACUGGCGAUUGCCCGGGCGACCUUUGA
Messenger RNA from Linderina pennispora, 2059 nucleotides. RefSeq lists its product as uncharacterized. The transcript is spliced from 3 exons. Gene Ontology annotation, cellular component: exocyst. The record is from RefSeq and is a predicted model, not a curated record. Bases 77 to 2059 code for a protein of 660 amino acids. Gene Ontology annotation, biological process: exocytosis; intracellular protein localization; Golgi to plasma membrane transport. Lineage: Eukaryota; Fungi; Kickxellomycota; Kickxellomycetes; Kickxellales; Kickxellaceae.